AAAAUGUAUCAACCUCUAAUCUAACGGAAGCUGUUUGUAUCUAACUGUUUUUCAAUUUUAUUUGUUUAACUUGUGGUUAUGUCAGAAAGCGAACGGCAUAGGCGGCGCUGGACCAAUUCCUGUUACGAAUGUCGCAAAAAAUGCUGCUGGUUCUUCAAGAAACUAGUUGUGUUUUGUUUCUCCCAGAUUGGCAUCGUGUGUCUUGUGGUCGGGUAUGCACUUCUGGGAGCUGCAAUAUUCGGAGCCCUAGAAGAACCAAAAGAGGAAUUAAAUCGUGUAUUGGUCAAAGAUAUAAGGAACAAAACUCUUCAGCGUCUCUGGUGGUUGAAUGAAAAUUUAUUCGUGUUCGAAAGGCAGAACUGGUCCAGAGCUGUUGAAAAGGUACUCGUGGACUUCCAGACAGAGAUAUUUGUGGCAGUCACUAGUGCUGGAUGGGAUGGCAGGGAGGAGGAUUAUUCCGGGGUUUCAGAGUGGUCAUUUACCGGUGCUUUGUUAUAUUCCGUCACCGUGAUUACCACGAUAGGAUAUGGAAAUAUUACUCCGAAAACUAUACUAGGACGAAUGGUUACGAUUGUGUAUGCAUUCAUCGGAAUCCCUCUCACAAUGAUAUGCUUGGCUAAUAUAGGUCACGUGCUUAGUAUUUCAUUCAAGGUUCUUUAUAAACGACUUGUAUGCAAAAAGGAAAAGAGAGAAACAAACACAACAUCUGAUGCCUCUUCAAAAUAUCUAUUUGCGAAUCCCCAAAAUGUGAAAACAGAGGAUGAUGAAAACGAGGCUCAGUUCGUAAUGUCGGACACUGAGAGGGUCAAAGAUACACGGGUCCCAGUGUACGUGUGCUUCGUUCUCGUCAUUGCUUACAUUUUGUUGGGCACUGUGUUGUUUAGCCUGUGGGAGAACUGGAACCCAUUUAAAGCUGGGUAUUUCUGCUUCAUCACCCUUAGUACGAUAGGCUUUGGGGACGUGGUACCCGGACACAGUCUGGAGAAUUGGGCCAGUCCUGCCAAACGGGUCAUUUGCUCGCUGUAUCUUCUAUUUGGUCUUACUUUGAUAUCGAUGUGUUUCAGCUUAAUGGUGGAUCAUGUUCGGGAUAUAUCUAGGAGAUUUGGUCAAUGGAUAGGACUUUUAAAGAGAGAAGGAGACUAAGCUAAACAACAUCAAAACUUUUUCGAAACAAAGACAAACACAGACAAUCAAAUUAAAACAUAAGGAAAGCAAUAUUUUACAUUUUUUAAAAACAAAUACUGUAUCAACUUUCGACUUUGUAUUUUUUUUUUUGAAAUGUUGAUAUUUGUGUCAUGUUAUCUUUGUCAAAUGUGCUCUUUUUGGAUGAAAAUUCCGACUCAAGUUUUGAAUCUCAUGGUUGAAAAACAACCAGCAAAACGAAAACUUUUUUUUGUUAUUGUAUUCAUAUACUCAUUAUCUUUUUAUUUUCUUUUUAUAAAUGAUAGGUAUUUAUGAAGUGUAGUGUCAUAAUGUAA
Messenger RNA from Saccostrea echinata, 1478 nucleotides. RefSeq names its product potassium channel subfamily K member 18-like. The transcript is spliced from 3 exons. Gene Ontology annotation, biological process: stabilization of membrane potential; potassium ion transmembrane transport. Gene Ontology annotation, molecular function: potassium ion leak channel activity. Gene Ontology annotation, cellular component: membrane. Bases 79 to 1143 code for a protein of 354 amino acids. The record is from RefSeq and is a predicted model, not a curated record. Lineage: Eukaryota; Metazoa; Mollusca; Bivalvia; Ostreida; Ostreidae.